Messenger RNA from Elaeis guineensis (African oil palm), 1060 nucleotides. RefSeq lists its product as uncharacterized. The record is from RefSeq and is a predicted model, not a curated record. NCBI's taxonomy places the organism in Eukaryota, Viridiplantae, Streptophyta, Magnoliopsida, Arecales, Arecaceae.
UGUUUCGGCGAUUGCAGCGUACCGGUCGGCGAUAUCUAUCCCAAUUACGGGGAAUCAAACCGAAGAAUAGUUUACUGUUCAAAAAAAAAAAACCAAGGCAUAAAUCAAAGAGGCCAAAAAAUAAAAAUGGACUGAAGAAGUCCAGAAAAUAUCUGGUCUAUUCUCUCAGAAACAAAUGGUAAAGUAUCAGACAGCCUAGUGGCUCCCAUCGUGCCAGAGAUGACAUCAGGAAUGGCAAUCAUAAUCACUGGUCGUUGGGAAAGAAGGUAACCUCGCUGGUCGGUGAUCAGACCUCAGUUCCCUCCUCUCUCUCAAACUGGAACCCUUGACCCGAGGAGCCGAAUUUCGUCAUUCCUCAAGGGGAACAUCUCUCUCUCUCUCGAUCGAUCGAUCGAUCGAUCGAUCGAUCGAGGGGGUGGCGCGAUGGAGGAGGAAGGAUGGAGGGAGAGGGGGGAGGAGAGGGGAGGUGGUGGUGGUAGGCGGCGGCAAGCUCGGCCAAGCUGGGAGUGGGGAUCACAUCGUAGCCGGAAGAGUGGCACCGUGAUGCCCUUCAAGGCCUUCUCCAUCGCCACCCUCUUCGUCGGCGCCGGCGCCACAGCUGUCGCCUGCAUUCAUACGGUGGAUGACGUGAAGGAAGUUGGUGCAGGCAUUCGGAGAUGAGGGGGAGCUCGUCCGAGCGAGACGAAAUAAUCUGGCCCUUGAGGCAUUUUGUCUGCAAGGAGAAUGCGAACAUCUAACGAUCUUGUCGUCUCUCUUAACGAUUUUUUUUUUUUUCUUUCUUUUAUGUCUCUUAACGAUCAACAUGCUGUGGUACUUGAAUACACCACUCAUUGAUUUGUAGGACUUGUCGGGGAUUUAAGUUUUAACUCUUUUGUUUAAGGAAAAUUUUGGAGCAGCUUGGUGCAGAAGGUGCCUUCUUGUAACUGACUAUAUAUCCCUUUUGGUUUAAUUUACAGGGAUUCAUAGACAAUUAUAGAUCGUGUCAAGUAAAACUUACUGUGUUUGCUAACAUAGGACGUGUUGGCAUACCUUGAGAUUAAGCAUUAUAAACUGCUAUUCC